This is a messenger RNA of Dentiscutata heterogama, 873 nucleotides long. Lineage: Eukaryota; Fungi; Glomeromycota; Glomeromycetes; Diversisporales; Gigasporaceae. The record is from the annotation of a GenBank genome assembly.
AUGGUAAACGCCCAAGAAUGGUUAGAUCAAAACUAUACGAAAGAAAAUAGAAAAGAAAUUAACCGGUUGGAAAUCCAUAAUAAAAAUUUGGAGGGUCAACUAGAACUAGCUGAUUUUAUUAGUUUAAAAUAUUUAAAUUGUUCUAGUAACAAAUUAACUAGUUUAAAUCUUAUAGAUUGUCAAAAACUAGAAGUGAUUCGUUGUUAUUUUAAUGAAAUCCGGUUAUUAAAUUUGCCAAAAUUGAAUCAACUUCGAGAAUUUGACACUGAUUGGUUUUCUCCUUUUACUAAAUUGGAAAUUUUAUUGAUUGAUAAUGAUACCAAAGAUAGAAUUGAGAAAAAUAUUUAUAAUCGUUUCUAUGGUAGUUUAAGAUCUUUGCAAAAUAUGAAUAAUUUAAAAAUUCUUGAUAUUCGAGCUAUAGAUGUUGAAAAAGGUUUAGAGUAUUUACCGGCUGAAAUUAAAGAAUUUCAGUAUUCUUCAAUUUGGCUUAGACCAGAAGCUAAAUAUAAUAAUCCAAAUAAUCCUUAUAAUUUUCUUGAACUAAGGCAAGAAAUUACUCGUCUCAAAUAUCAAGAAUUGGCCCCAAAAGUUCGUAAUAAAAAAACCGGAUUUGAGAAGCUAAUGGUAAAUCUAAAAGAAAAGGCCGGAGAAGGUUUUGCUCAUAUAAUUGACUUACUGAUAACAGCCCAUCAGCAAAAAGAGCAAGCCACUGAUCUUUCCCAAAAAGAUAAGCUAAGUGGUAAAAUAGAAGCUUAUCAAGAAAUUUUAGUAGGAGGUAAUCUAACUAAAGAGGAAUUACAAAUCUUUCUUGAUCAACAAACUGAACUUUCACAAUUAGAAGAACACUUAAAUAGCUUUAUCAUUAAUGAUUAA